Messenger RNA from Oryzias melastigma (Indian medaka), 4667 nucleotides. It is a transcript of the gene ocrl, whose product is annotated as OCRL inositol polyphosphate-5-phosphatase. Gene Ontology annotation, cellular component: membrane; cytoplasm. The coding region runs from base 385 to 3315 and encodes 976 amino acids. Gene Ontology annotation, biological process: phosphatidylinositol dephosphorylation; signal transduction. Gene Ontology annotation, molecular function: phosphatidylinositol-4,5-bisphosphate 5-phosphatase activity; inositol phosphate phosphatase activity. The transcript has 24 exons. Lineage: Eukaryota; Metazoa; Chordata; Actinopteri; Beloniformes; Adrianichthyidae. The record is from RefSeq and is a predicted model, not a curated record.
GCACUUGAACAGGAAAACAAAAAGCCUCUCAGUUGUAGGGAGGAGUGGAUUCGGCACAUCAAACUCCUCUUGCUAAUGUUGUUCUGUUUGCGAAGUUUUCUCUCUCGACACUAAACCUGAUCUCAUUGGAAUAUAUUAUCAUUUUGGACACCAUGUUGGAACCAAACCAGGAUACGCUGGUAGCUCCACUCGGCUGAUCAUUCCCAAGUCCUUCCAGCAGCUCCAACAACAGCUGGCUAACCAGUGUUAGCAGCCGAAGCGUCGGAACAGCUGCCGGGAAGGAGGCCGCCUCGCCGGGUGGGCACCCAACUUUAUUUAUCAUUAAAAAAACGCUUUUAGUUCUUGAAAAAUCUACAUAAACCGAACCACCAAGGAGUUAUAGGAAUGGAGUCCUCUUCGGGAUUGUGCAACGAUGAAUGCUUGGCAACUGUCAGAUGUCAGGAGCUGAGGUCUGGCGUCAAGGAGCCCAGACUUCUGUCACUCCUUUUGCAAAAUGGAGAUUUUGUAUUGGGUGUCCUGGCCACCCCUGAUGCUGUUGUGUCACGUCCCGUGGCUCAACUGUCCAUUCCCAUUAACGGUAGAUUUGAACUUAUACAAGAAGCUGAAGAAACUCUUCUUAUAAAUUUCUCAGAAGAUUCAGUGUUAAGAAUACGAAUUAAAGGAGAAAAAGCACCAGAGCUGCAGUUGGAGCUUCAGGACGAUGACCGCACAAACUUGUUCCUCACUCAGUUGAAGAGCGCUCAGGAAGAAGCUGCGUUGAAGCUCAUCAAAUCCAAAUCAAUGGAGCCUCUUCCACCGAACGCUCACAGGAGUCCAGUUCCCAUUCCACCUCAAAGAGCAGUCAGGACAACAAAUGCUGGGAGAUCUGCGGCCAACCAACCUGCAUCCAGCAGCACCUUGCAGACCAGCUUCAACAACAGCACUUCAACAAAUCAAAACUCAGAUCCGGUUCUAUCGCUUGCCUCAGAUUUUGGGUUUGAGCAGAACUUUAGCCACGCUCUCAAAGUGGAAGAGAAGAAGAACCACCAGAACCGGAUAACUGCUACCAGAGAGCCUCCUCCUGUCCCCUCUCUGCCCCCUCGCAAAACCUCAUCUGCCCCAACAAACCCUGUUCCUCCCGCCCCCAUCAUGAAAAGCAAAGCUACCUCCUCACUGGGUUUCGACAGCUCAGCAAUAUCAGGCGCCAAACCAGAAAGUCUGGCGUGGUGUGACAGCCCCACCAGCAACAGCAUGAGAGACACAGUGUUCCUGAGCCACACGGGCCAAAGAGAAAACCUCCUCAAGCACAUCAUGUCAAAGAGAGAGAACGAAUACGUGGACAUCAAGAAUUUCAAGUUUUUUGUCGGAACAUGGAACGUUAAUGGACGCUCUCCAGACAGCAGUCUUGGACCGUGGCUUUCCUCUGACCGGGAUCCUCCAGAUAUUUAUGCUAUAGGUUUUCAAGAACUGGACCUGAGCAAGGAGGCUUUCCUUUACAUGGAUUCAUCCAAAGAGCAACUUUGGAUUGAUGCUGUGGAGCGAAACUUGCACCCAAAAGCCAAAUACAAGACUAUUCAAAUCAUCCGGUUGGUUGGGAUGAUGCUUGUGGUUGCUGUGAAGAAGAUUCACGUGCGUAACAUAAAGGAAGUAGCUUCGGAUCACGUGGGAACAGGGAUUCUGGGGAAAAUGGGGAACAAGGGAGGCGUUGCAGUGCGCUUUGUUUUCCACAACACCAGCUUCUGCUUCGUCAAUUCCCACCUGGCAGCAAAACUCGAGGAAACUGAGCGUCGCAAUCAGGACUACAAAGACAUUUGUGCUCGCAUGAUGUUCAACUUGCCGGGGUCCCCGUCUCUCAGUAUUGUCAAACACGAUGUAGUAAUCUGGCUCGGGGACCUAAACUACCGCCUGUUCAACAAAGACUGCAGUGACGUCAAGCGGAUGAUCUCUGAGGGUAAACUGAAACAGCUCUUCAAGACUGACCAGUUAAACGUUCAGAGGCAAACAAAACGGGCCUUCUCCGACUUCAUAGAAGGAGACAUCAACUUCAUCCCCACGUACAAGUAUGAGCCCAAAACAGACUUAUGGGAUGCAAGCUCAAAAAACCGAGUCCCUGCUUGGUGUGACCGAAUCCUGUGGAGGGGCAACAAAGUGGAGCAGAUUGAAUACCGAAGUCAUAUGGAACUCAAAACCAGUGAUCAUAAACCUGUCAGUUCUAUCUUCAACAUUGGGGUAAAAGUCGGUGAUGAGCUGCGUUUGAAAAAGGUGUUUGAGGAAACGGUUCGACAGAUAGAUCGAAUGGAAAAUGACUUCCUUCCAUCUGUGUCUCUAAGCAAAACCGAGUUUUUCUUCAUUGAUGUAAAGUUCAGACAGCUUCAGAGGGAACGUUUUCUGAUCACCAAUGACGGUCAGGUUCCCUGCCAUUUUGCCUUCAUCCCCAAAUGCAAUCAGUCUCAGUACUGCAAGCCCUGGCUGCGUGCUGAGCCCAGCGAUGGAUUCUUAGAGCCAAAGGAGACUCUGGAGAUCUAUCUCGAGGUGUAUGUCAGUAAAGACUCUGUCACAAUGCUGAACUCUGGAGAAGACAUAAUAGAAGACAUUCUGAUCCUCCAUCUGGACCGUGGCAAAGACUUCUUCCUCACCAUCGCAGGAAACUACCUCCCCAGCUGCUUCGGGACCUCUCUGGAGACGCUGACUCGCAUGAAGAAGCCGAUCAGAGAGAUCCCCAUCACCAAACUCAUUGACCUGGGAGAGGACAGCUUCAUGGAACAGGAGAAAUCCAAGGUGAAAUUUUUGAUUGGUGAUGGGGCAACCAAUGAAGACAGGCCCCUGAAGAUCCCCAAGGAGGUGUGGAUUAUGGUUAACCACCUCUACACCAAGUCCUGUGAUCAGGAGGACUUGUUCCAGACCCCGGGCUUACAAGAGGAACUCCAGCACAUCAUUGAGUGUCUUGACACCAGCAUCCCAGACUCCAUCCCUGGUUGUAACCACUCUGUUGCUGAGGCUCUGUUGAUCUUCCUCGAGGCCUUGCCUGAACCUGUGGUGUGUUACGAGCUCUACCAGCGGUGCUUAGAAUGCGCUCACGACAGCCGCCUCUGCAAGCAGCUGAUCUCACUGUUGCCGCGGGCUCACCGCAACGUCUUUCGCUACUUACUGGCCUUUCUGAAAGAGCUUCUCAAGCAUUCACACAACAAUAACCUAACAGCCUCUCUAGUAGCAACCCUGUUUGCCAGCCUCCUGAUCCGACCACCUCCCAGUUCUGCGAGCAGGCAAACGCAACAAGACCGGCAGAAAGCCAUCGACUUUGUUCUGGGUUUCCUGAUGGCUGGGGAUGAGGAGUAACUGGGAUCCCCGUUUCCUCGCGCCGUCUGAUGUGUUUGCAGGUUAUUCUCAACUCGGCAUGCGUGCUGCAAACCACCUGGAUGCAUUUCACACGUUGUAACCGAUCCACUCUGUGUUUUUUUUUUCCAUCUGUUGGAGGCCAACGUGACUCUCCUGCAGCCUACUGUUGGGUCUCAAAGACUUCAUAGGAACUUGAACAUAAUUUUUUUUUUUUGGAUCAGGUGUUGUAUAUUCGGUUCACCCAGGUGCUGAGUAGAAAUCUGUUGGGAAAGAUUUGAGUUGAUUCCUAUGCACUUUCUGACGACCUAAAGGAUGUGUGCUCCUGACACUUUAUGGUAUUCAUGCCAAAACAGACUUCAAGCAGGCUGAGGUGUAAAUAUGAAAACACUAUCUGAAGAAAAGCUCACACUAAAGGCAGGGAAUUUCCUUCCUGUAGCUCCAGGAGAGUGGACUAAGCUCUGUAUGUGGAAGGAAGCAUUCAGAAAUGGGACUAAUUCCAUAACAAAUGUUUAAUCAUGACAAUCAUGCUUUGUUGCAUUGUGGGAGCGACCUUAACAUACCUUUAAAAUUUAGUUUUAUAUGUUUUGAAUGCUAUUUAUGUAUAUUUUUUGUGAGUUUACACCAUGUUGACCUUUUAUUUUUAAUUUUUUUGUACUUUUAUUUGCAAGAAAGUGUUUGUCACUUGCUUUUAAACAAGUCUUUUGCCGGCAAAACGAGUUUGUCGACACUCCAACUUCCUGGUCAACCGGAAUUGAGCAGAGACGGUGUUUUUGGUUUUUAAAAUUGCGUAAAAAGUGAAUGUUUGAGUGUUUUACAGUGUGGUGAUGGUUGUCUACAUUUGUCACAACAGUGGAACAUUUUACAUCUGUCGUUUACGUCUGACAUCCAUGCAAAGCUCGCUCUGUUUGUGAGCCAAUCAGGAAUGUUCUGCAGCAUUUUCUCUGAGCAGGGUGGAAUGAGUCAUCAUCGCUCUGCUGGAUUCAAACCCUCGGAGGUUUCCUGCUGUUGCAAGACAACCUAUUUCUCCUGCUUUAUUUUCCUCUGCAGGAGUUUCCACGUCAUCAUUUUAUCUUCUACUGUAGGUCCACUUACACUAACUUUUUAUGUCGAAGCUCUCAAUGUAAAGAGUCUGUGUUGACUUGCAGGUUUGGGAGAAACCUUAUCAUGUGAAAUAGAAAACCGUACAGAAGAAAUCCCGAUUUUAAAUGUUGUCAACUGACUAGUGAUGUCAUUGUAUGCUUUUUUUUUCUGUUUCGUCACAAUGUUAAGGAUACAAAACUCAAAGGUUUUCAACUUUAUAGACAUUUGGUACUAUUAAUUUAUUUUAAAGAAAUAAAACUGUACAAAGCUGA